AUGGAAGCAACACUUCUCUACGCAGAGCGUCUCGCAGAUAUUGGCGGAAUAGACCUCUAUGAUCGCGGCAAGAUUCGAGAAGCUUACAGCCUCUCGAAGAAGGCGCUGGAGGUUUUGGACAAACAAGGGGCCCUUCCUGCUACACCUUUGAGGAGCGAUGCGUUAACCAUCAUAGGCCUCUGCACUGACGUCAUGAACAUCGACAAACGGAAGGAAGGCCUCGACGUCCGCCGAAAAUGUUUGAAAAUACGCGAAACCUGCUUGGGGCAAAUACCCCCUGCGACAGUCACGUUGGAAGAUAAAAUUCGGCUUUGCAACAGUUAUACGGACCUUGUAUGUAGCCUGCAGCACUUGUACGAUUUUGAAGAGGUCGAACGAAAUUGCGAAACAUGCUUGUCGCAAUACACGCGCUGGGGAAGCGAGGACGAGCUUCCCUAUGAAUAUGCGAAGUACUACAACCAUAUGGCGUACGUUCAUCUCUUCAGAAACGAAGGGGACAAGGCAGUCGAGUUUGCGAAGAAGGGUUAUGAACUCGCCAACAUCCUAUUCCAACACGGCGACGUCGAAAACGCGAUUAAGGAACACAAGGAGAUGCUAAGGACCCGCAAGACGGAGUGCGGGAAAGAAAACAUCAGGACGCUCGAAACCCGGCCCAAUUUGGGUAUCAUCAGCUUUUUCGCCGGGGAUUUGGAUUAUGCCGAGAAGCAAAUCAACAAGACUCUAGCCAUGAAAAAUAGGCCUUUUUGGCCGACGCACAACACCACGCGAGCGAAGUACUACCUUUCGCAGAUCUUAAGGAAACGCAACCCCGAUAGCAGGCGUGGAAUCGAGCUGGAGAACGAGGCGAAAGCAUCGUUGAAGGACUUGCUAGCUUUUGAGGGUACAGGGAAGGCGGAUGCAUAUGCAGGGGAUUUAGCAAUCCUUUUCGACUACAUCGUGCCCUGGGAAUGUCGGCUAGUCACUCCUCGCAUGGUUGCUAGAGGGUACUGAUCGCGGGUUCGUCGAGACAUUCAUAGAGCACCCUCUCUACUCUCAUUGCUGUAUGGAUUCUAUUCGCCUUGGAAACGUAUUUGUACAU
Molecule: messenger RNA, 1078 nt
Organism: Trematosphaeria pertusa
Lineage: Eukaryota; Fungi; Ascomycota; Dothideomycetes; Pleosporales; Trematosphaeriaceae
Exons: 3
Coding region: 1-990 (329 amino acids)
Molecular function (GO): protein binding
Source: RefSeq, a predicted model, not a curated record